Messenger RNA from Raphanus sativus (radish), 1742 nucleotides. RefSeq names its product probable glucan endo-1,3-beta-glucosidase A6. Gene Ontology annotation, molecular function: hydrolase activity, hydrolyzing O-glycosyl compounds. The transcript has 3 exons. NCBI's taxonomy places the organism in Eukaryota, Viridiplantae, Streptophyta, Magnoliopsida, Brassicales, Brassicaceae. Gene Ontology annotation, biological process: carbohydrate metabolic process. The record is from RefSeq and is a predicted model, not a curated record. Gene Ontology annotation, cellular component: plasma membrane. Bases 154 to 1536 code for a protein of 460 amino acids.
UGUAGUACUAUCUUAUUUAAUACUCAAACCCUACCUGGUGGGGAACACGUAAACAUUAGCCAUUAAAUAUCUCAACUCUUCUCUUCUCUUGUACUUCGCUCUUACCACAGACGAAGAGGAAGAAGAAGAACACAGCUACCAGCUACUACCAUCAUGAGUUUUCUACAUCUCCUCACUCUGUCUCUUCUCAUCUCUGUCUCAGGAGCAAAGUUCUCCGGCCGACCAGGAGUGAACUACGGCCAGCUCGGAAACAACCUCCCGUCCCCGUCCGACUCAGUCACCCUCAUCAAAUCCCUAAACGCGAAAAGCGUCAAGCUUUACGACGCCAACCCAUCCAUCCUCGCCGCACUGAACUCCACCGACAUCGUCGUCUCCAUCAUGGUCCCAAACGAGCUCCUCGUGAACAUAACCAAAUCCAAAACCCUCUCCGACGACUGGAUCCGCUCCAACGUCCUCCCUUUCUACCCCUCCACCAAGAUCCGCUACCUCCUCGUCGGCAACGAGAUCCUCUCCUCCCAAGACUCCGAGCUCAAAUCCGCCCUCGUCCCGGCAAUGCGCAAGAUCCAACGCUCGUUGAAGACCCUCGGAGUCAAAAAGGUCAAAGUCGGGACCACCCUCGCCAUGGACGUCCUCAACUCCUCGUAUCCUCCUUCCUCCGGCGAGUUCCGUCCCGACAUCUCCGGUUCGGUUAUGAAACCGAUGCUCCAGUUCUUGAACCGGACCAAAUCGUUUUUAUUCGUCGACGUCUACCCGUAUUUCCCAUGGGCCCAAGAUCCGGCCCAUAUCGAUCUCGAUUACGCGCUUUUCGAGCCCACCAACGUAACCGUCGUGGAUCCCGUCACGAAUCUCACCUACCACAACCUCUUCGACCAGAUGAUCGACGCUUUGGUCUUCGCCAUGAAACGCCUCGGGUACCCGGAUCUCCGGAUCUGGGUCGCGGAAACGGGUUGGCCUAAUAACGGAGACUACGACCAGAUCGGAGCCAACGUCCACAACGCCGCCACUUACAACCGCAACGUCGUCAAGAAACUCGCCGCCGAGCCGCCGGUAGGUACUCCGGCGAGGCCCGGGAAGGUUCUUCCGGCGUUUAUCUUCGCGCUCUACAACGAGAAUCAGAAAACGGGUCCGGGUACGGAGCGGCAUUUCGGGCUAUUGCAUCCGAACGGGAGCCAGGUGUACGAGAUCGAGCUGUCCGGGAAGACGACGGAGUAUAAGGAGGCGUUGCCGGCGCCGGAGAAUAACGAGGUGUACAAGGGGAAGAUAUGGUGCGUUGUGGCGAAAGGAGCGAAUUGGACUCAGCUUGGUGAUGCGCUGUCGUACGCUUGCUCGCAGGGGAAUAAUACCUGUGACCCGAUUAAACCGGGAGGCACGUGUCACAAACCGGAUUUGAUGGUUUUGCACGCCAGCUACGCGUUUAGCUCUUAUUGGGCCAGCUUUCGGAAGACCGGUGGGACUUGCUACUUCAAUGGGCUCGCCACUCAAACCAUCAAAGAUCCAGGCUACGGGCGCUGCGAGUUUCCUAGCGUGACAUUGUGACGACUUACGAGUUACGACAGUGUUGUGAAGAGAGAGACAUAGGAGGAAAGACCGCAAAGUGUUACGGCUUUGAUUAGCAGACCGGACACGUGAAACCGCUAGAUGUAAUGCUUGAUUGCUAGAAACUCCAAGAUGUUGUUUAUUUAAUUUGUUCCCCCUCGAAUUACAAAAAAACUCAUGAGUAAUAAAUUGGUUUUGUCUGUUAA